AUGCGUCCCGGCCAACAGUGGUUGGCGAUCGGGAUGCUCCUCAUCAUACCGCACUCCGAAAUGAGACCAGACCCCAGCAACGACCACUUCAAAGACAACCCCAACAUCAGGCACCACCACCGGCAUAAACACAAACAACAUUUCAUGACAGAACAGUACAACGAACAGGGCUUCUUUGAGCCAAUGUCAAAUCUGAAUUCACUUAUCGAUAGAGAUUUAGUUAGUUACGAUAUUAUAUUAAAAAAUGAUGGCAAAAGCGAUUGGAUAAACAUGUCCAAUGAUCAGAUAGGUGAAAUGAGAGAUAAGAAACAUCAUCCACACUGGCCUAUUAAAAGGGAGGCAGUUAUUGAAGGAGAUUUAGUACUUGGUGGUCUAAUGAUGGUGCAUGAGAGAUCGGAUAGCAUGACUUGUGGUCCUGUGAUGCCACAAGGGGGGGUGCAAGCUUUGGAAACGAUGUUGUAUACUUUAGAUAUAAUUAAUGAGAGGAAAAUGAUACCUGGGGUUGUCCUUGGUGCCCAUAUUCUAGAUGAUUGUGAUAAAGAUACUUACGGACUGGAAAUGGCUGUGGAUUUUAUCAAAGGAUCUAUCAGCAACAUCGAUGAUGCGGAGUACGCGUGUAACGCGACGGCGUUGAGGAAGGUGAUCUCCGGCGUGGUGGGGGCCGCCUCCAGCGUCACCUCCGUGCAGGUCGCCAAUCUGCUCAGGCUCUUCAAGAUACCACAGGUCUCCUUCUUCUCCACAUCGCCCGAGCUGUCAAAUAAGGCCCGCUUCGAGUACUUCACGCGCACCAUACCCUCGGACCUGCACCAGGUGCGAGCGAUGGUGGAGAUAGUCAAGAGGCUGGGUUGGAGCUACGUGUCCAUCAUUUAUGAGGAAUCCAGUUAUGGUAUCAAGGCCUUCGAAGAGCUGGAAGCUUUAUUGGCUCGCAGCGGCAUCUGCAUCGCAGUCAAAGAGAAGCUGGUGAAAGACUCAGGAGUCGCUGACGAGAGGGCCUAUGAUGACAUUGUCCUGAAACUCCUGACCAAGCCAAGGGCUAGGGGAGCUAUAAUCUUCGGCUCCGACCAGGAAGUGGCUGGAGUGAUGAGAGCAGUAGAACGAGCCAACGCCACUGGUGCCUUCAGCUGGGUGGGCUCUGACGGCUGGUCAGCAAGAUCCCUGGUCUCAGACGGAAACGAGAGAGCGGUGGAGGGAACCAUUAGUGUCCAACCUCAAGCCAAUGAUGUCGAGGGGUUCACGGAGUAUUUCCUGAAGCUGAACGUGAAGAAUAAUAGGAGAAAUCCUUGGUUUGUUGAAUUCUGGGAGGACCACUUCCAGUGCCGGUACCCUGGCAGUCCCAGGACCCCCUACAACCUCCAGUACGAGCAGCCCUGCUCGGGCUCGGAGCGACUCACGCUUGACAACACGGAGUUUGAGAGGCAGCUGCAGUUUGUCUCAGACGCUGUUUUCGCUUUCGCCCAUGCUAUAAGGGACAUGCACGCAGCCGUGUGUGGUGGAAGACCAGGUCUCUGCGACGCCAUGAAGCCGGCGAGCGGGGCUGACUUGCUACGGUACUUGAGGAAAGUCAACUUUACUGGGCUGAGCGGAGACGCGUUCCACUUUGACAACAACGGCGAUGGACCGGCCAGGUAUAACAUUCUGCACUUCAAGCAGCUGACCCAGGGCGUCUACCGGUGGGUCAACGUGGGGCAGUACCUGGAUGGGGAACUGAGGCUCGAUAUUGAUGACAUCCAGUUCAAAUGGGGGGAGCGAAGACCUCCUGAGUCCGUCUGCAGCGCGGAGUGCGAGCUGGGCCAGGCCAAGCAGUACGUGGAGGGAGAAAGUUGUUGCUGGCACUGUUUCAACUGCACUCAGUACGAGAUUCGUUCCCCGUUCGUGGAGACGGCCUGCAUGGUGUGCCCCCGGGGGACCCUGCCGGACCCCACUCGGACCCUCUGCAGGCCGAUACCCGAGGCCUACCUCCGCCCCGACUCCGCCUGGGCCAUCGGCGCUAUGUCGUUCUCAUCUGUCGGUAUACUGAUAACUGCCUUCGUCUGCGGAGUUUGGGUGCGCCACAGCUCGACCCCCGUGGUCCGUGCGAGCGGGAGAGAGCUAUCUUACGUCCUGCUCGCCGGGAUCCUCAUGUGCUACCUGGUGACCUUCGCGCUGGUCUUCCGCCCUACCGACCUUCUUUGCUCCAUACAGAGAUUCGGCACCGGUUUCUGCUUCACCGUGGUCUACGCCGCGCUGCUGACGAAGACCAACAGGAUCUCCAGGAUCUUCAAUGCUAGCAAGCACUCGGCCAAACGACCCAUACUCAUCUCACCCAGCUCCCAGCUCGCUAUUUGUGCCGCUUUAGUCUCUAUACAGGUUCUCAUCGUAGUAGUAUGGAUGAUAGUCGCCCCGGCAAGGGCGAUGUUCCACUACCCCACGAGAGAAGACAACAUGCUGGUCUGCGACUCCUACGUGGACGCCUCCUACAUGAUCGCCUUCUUCUACCCCAUAGUCCUGAUCCUCAUCUGCACCGUGUACGCUGUUCUCACAAGGAAGAUACCAGAGGCUUUUAAUGAGAGCAAGCAUAUUGGCUUCACGAUGUACACGACGUGCGUGAUCUGGCUGGCGUUCGUGCCGCUGUACUUCGGCACGGCGUCGCACGUCCCGCUGCGGGUCACCAGCAUGGCCGUCACCAUCUCCCUCAGCGCCAGCGUCACGCUCGUCUGUCUCUUCUCUCCUAAGCUAUACAUAAUCCUGAUCCGACCAGAACGAAAUAUACGUCAGAGCAUCAUGCCGGUGCGGUACAGUAAGAAACCUGCGCCCGCGCAUUCUACGCUGCCGCUUCACCCUACACAAAACAAGAAACCUUCUUGCGCAGACAAACAAACUCAAACAGAUCCAGCUGAUUUCGUCAAACUAACAAACGGACAAACACAACUCACCAAUGAAAAGGAGAAAGGUGACGCAGUGGAACCAGUUCAAUGUAAUAACAUUAACGCUUUACCAAAUAACGUUAACGAUAAAGCCAAUAACGUUAAUAUAGCCAAUGAAAAGGCUGACUCCUUAUAGCAACGAAAUUCUUCCAAAUCACUCAAUGAAUUUGUACCUAGGUUGAGACGUGGCAGUUUAAGAAAAAAAAGUUGCUCGUGCAAAGGCAGGGAAAGGAAACCAGUUGUAGUUUAAAAAAAUCAUAAAAUAUUUAAGAAGAAAAUAAUAAAAAUGUAAAUUGUUGAAUCCAUUUAAGAGUUCUUCCCUAGUUAAGGUAGGUAUAUGAGAAAUAAUGUUCCAGAGAUUUGCAUUGUAACUAUAAUGGCUUUGUAUAUCACGGCUAAAUACCUGUCACAUUUUAUUCAUGAUAUCUCAAUAUUGUUACGUACAUAUUGUAAAUAUUAUAUUCAGUAUGAUUUAAUUGUAAAUACAAGAAAAAGAAUGUAAAUAUUAAAAUAAAAGACAAAUAGUGAUGUGUUGUAAAUAUGAUGUUUUAAAAUAAGGAGUAUAUUAUGAAAUUCUGUUAUAUCAAGUGAUUUAUAAGGAUACAUGUAAAAUAUGUAUACAGGGCAAAGCUGUGAGCCCAGACUGUAGAAAUAGAGUAAAGGAUGAAUGUAAAUUGAUUGAAAGUGUAUGCGUCUUUAUUGAGAAAAUGAGGAAAGAUUUUAAUGCAUACGGUCCUUAAACACCUAAUUAUAAUAACAUCUACGUACCUACGUAAA
Amyelois transitella is the source of this 3680-nucleotide messenger RNA. Its product is annotated as metabotropic glutamate receptor 2-like. The coding region runs from base 1 to 3039 and encodes 1012 amino acids. Gene Ontology annotation, cellular component: membrane. NCBI's taxonomy places the organism in Eukaryota, Metazoa, Arthropoda, Insecta, Lepidoptera, Pyralidae. Gene Ontology annotation, molecular function: adenylate cyclase inhibiting G protein-coupled glutamate receptor activity. The record is from RefSeq and is a predicted model, not a curated record. Gene Ontology annotation, biological process: G protein-coupled receptor signaling pathway. The transcript has 16 exons.